AUGCUAGUUUGUUCAAGCCAGGAUGUUCUCCCAGAGAUAGACACGCCUUUGGGCAGAGUUCGGGGAUAUUGGAAGACAAUAGAAGGCAUAACUUAUGCUGCUUUUGAGGGAAUCCCGUACGCAAAACCACCAGUGGGAGAUCUGAGGUUCGAGGAACCUGAACCCAUUCCAGCUUGGUCAGGAACUUGGGUGGCCAACGCUCCUCAUACAUGUUCCCAAGGUCCUGUUCUUUCCACUCUUGAAGAAAUAUCUGGAAACGAAGACUGCCUCUACUUAAACGUGUAUAUCCCAGAAGAUUCCGUGGAGAACCCCAAGCCCCUUGACGUUAUAGUUUCAAUCCACGGAGGUGCCUUUAUGGGCGGCAGCGGCAGCGCGGAUUUGAAUACGUUCCUAGACAAGGAGGUCGUGCUUGUAUCUAUCAAUUACCGUGUUGGUAUUCUAGGAUUCCUUAGCACGGAAGAUGACGCCAUACCCGGAAACAACGGCCUGAAGGACCAAGUCUUAGCACUCAAGUGGGUCCGGGACAACAUCGCUUCGUUUGGGGGAAACCCCGACUCCGUUACCAUAGUGGGCUUUUCAGCGGGAGGCGCCAGCGUCCACUUCCACUACUUCUCACCCCUCUCUAAAGGUUUAUUCAUCAGAGGGGUGUCUCAAAGCGGUACAGCUAUAGCACCGUCGGCAACGAAGAAAAAUGCUUUGCAACGCGCUAAGAAGCUUGCUGUGUUGUUGGGCUGUCCUGACAGCCCCUCGGAAGAACUGAAGAAGUGCCUUAAGCAGAGACCUGUACAAGAUAUACUAAAUCAGUUGAAAUAUUUCUAUGGUUUCGACCUUUUGCCAUUCGCGCCUUUUGCGCCGGUGGUGGAAAAAGGAUCAACGAACGCUUUUCUAGACGCGGAACCUUACCAGCUUUUGAAGGAAGGUAAAGUCCACGAUGUGCCUUGGAUAACCUCCUUCACUACCGGUGAAGGAUUGCUUCUUACAGGACUUCUUUGGCAAAAGUUGGAAGAG
Molecule: messenger RNA, 1008 nt
Organism: Anoplophora glabripennis (Asian longhorned beetle)
Lineage: Eukaryota; Metazoa; Arthropoda; Insecta; Coleoptera; Cerambycidae
Product: venom carboxylesterase-6-like
Exons: 5
Molecular function (GO): hydrolase activity
Source: RefSeq, a predicted model, not a curated record